GUCCAAUGCCGCCUUCAAGCGUCUUCUCUUGUUUCUCCCUCUAAACAACUCACAAAAAACCAGUCAUGGCCUCAGCAGUAGCAGGACGAGCUUUUGCGCGCUCAUUGGGAGCUUCGAGCGUGGUGCGAAGCAGCAAACCACAAUAUUUCCGACUCCGAACACAACAGAUCGCGAAGCCCGCUGUGCGGAGCUUCACCGCAGGCGCGAAAGUAUGGGAGAAACGCUACACUGAGGACCACGAGUGGGUGGAACUCUCCGAGGACGGCACAACAGGCACAAUUGGUAUUUCCCACUACGCCGCCAACGCCCUCGGCGAUGUCGUCUUCGUCGAGCUUCCCACCGCCGACCUCGAAGUGUCCGAAGGUGACACCAUCGGCGCUGUCGAAUCCGUAAAAUCGGCUUCCGACAUCAUGACUCCUGUGAGCGGAACAAUUGUCGAAGCGAACAGUGCGCUGGAAGAUAAGCCUGCGACGAUCAACAAGUCUCCCGAAGGAGAAGGGUGGCUUGCGAAGAUCAAGCUUUCGGAUCCCAAGGAGCUGGAGAAGCUGAAGACUGCGGAGGAGUACAAGAAGUUCACUGAGGAGGCAGAUCAGGAUCAUUGAGAUAGGGAGCUUCUAGUGGAUUGACAAAAGCAUGAGGCGCACCGCGGCCAGGAUAUGGAGUUCAACAAUGUUGGUACGAGCGAGGAUCUCAACAGACACAGCAGCUACGGCCACGCGGCCAGACAGGUGAGAAGUAGACGGAGACCGAAAUCAUCCCGUCGCGUCAGAAGAAGCAUCGACAUCUAUCACACCAUAUGAACUUCUUUUUCAAUUUCCAUACCCAAGUCGUUUGCUGCCUAGACCAGUUCUCUCGCAAAACCAGCGCCAUCUGCUCCUCGCGAGCGACCCGAGUGCAUAAAGUACAGUAGCCUCCCAUCCUC
Cercospora beticola is the source of this 922-nucleotide messenger RNA. RefSeq names its product glycine decarboxylase subunit H (gene GCV3). Lineage: Eukaryota; Fungi; Ascomycota; Dothideomycetes; Mycosphaerellales; Mycosphaerellaceae. Gene Ontology annotation, cellular component: cytoplasm; glycine cleavage complex; mitochondrion. The record is from RefSeq and is a predicted model, not a curated record. Gene Ontology annotation, biological process: glycine decarboxylation via glycine cleavage system; protein lipoylation.